Homarus americanus (American lobster) is the source of this 13657-nucleotide messenger RNA. It is a transcript of the gene Itpr, whose product is annotated as inositol 1,4,5-trisphosphate receptor-like. Gene Ontology annotation, biological process: calcium ion transmembrane transport. The transcript has 61 exons. Bases 327 to 9200 code for a protein of 2957 amino acids. Gene Ontology annotation, molecular function: inositol 1,4,5 trisphosphate binding; inositol 1,4,5-trisphosphate-gated calcium channel activity. Gene Ontology annotation, cellular component: membrane; endoplasmic reticulum. The record is from RefSeq and is a predicted model, not a curated record. Lineage: Eukaryota; Metazoa; Arthropoda; Malacostraca; Decapoda; Nephropidae.
CUGAGACUGGGUGAGACGCGGGCCACAGUGCUGCUGUGACCAGUGUGAGGGCCUGUGUGUCCUCGACCAUACGCAUUUAGCCGAGUGUUAACAUAUGAAAUAUCUUGGUUAAAACUUCACUACUUGUAGAGUCUUCCUCUGUGUGUAGUGUAAGCUGAUGACUGAGUAGCAUGAAUAAGUGGUGAGAGUGAUGACUACUGUGUAAGUGAUGAUGUCCUGACAUCAUACAUGAGGGGGCACCAUCAGGUGUGAACUGAACAAGGUCAUGCCCCUGGUGUGACCCAGAGAGAUAGAGACUUGAUCAACUUGUGGCGAGGGCAGUCAUCAUGGGACCUGAAGGAUCUGCCUCCUUCCUGCAUAUGGGGGACAUUGUGUCCCUUUAUGCGGAAGGUAGUGUGUCGGGUUUCAUUAGCACUCUUGGGUUGGUGGAUGCCCGUUGUGUGGUGAGCCCAGAUGCAGGUGACCUCACUAACCCUCCCAAGAAAUUUAGGGACUGCUUGUUCAGCAUCUGCCCCAGUAACCGGUAUUCAGCCCAGAAACAGUUUUGGAAGGCAGCGAAGCAGAGCGGCAACUCCACCACCGACCCAAGCUUGCUCAGCCGCCUCCACCACGCGGCGGAGACAGAGAAGAAGCAGAAUGAAGCCGAGAGCAAAAAACUUAUGGGCACUGCUAUUAACUAUGGCAUUACCAUCCAGUUACUACAUCUCAAGUCCAACAAGUACCUGACAGUAAACAAACGACUCCCGGCACUACUGGAGAAGAAUGCCAUGCGGGUAUACCUGGAUGCUAAUGGCAAUGAGGGUUCAUGGUUUUACAUCAAUCCCUAUUACAAGCUGCGUAACCCUGGCGACACUGUGGUGGUGGGCGACAAAGUCAUCUUGAGCCCCGUGAAUGCUGGGCAGCAGCUUCACGUGUCGAGCAUGCACGACCUGCGCGAUCACCCUGGAUGUAAAGAGGUCAAUGUCUUAAGUUCAAAUACAUGCUGGAAGAUAUCACUGUUUCUGGAACACAAGGAAAACCUGGAAGGAAUAUUGAAGGGAGGAGAUGUGAUACGUCUGUUUCAUGCUGAGCAAGAGAAGUUUCUUACCAUGGAUGAAUACAAGAAACAACAAAAUGUUUUUCUCAGGACAACUGGAAGAACCACUGCCACGGCUGCAACCUCCAGCAAAGCACUGUGGGAGGUGGAGAAGGUGGUCCAACACGACCCAUCUCGGGGUGGAGCUGGCCACUGGAAUUCGCUGUUUCGCUUCAAGCAUCUUGCCACCGGUCACUACUUGGCUGCUGAAGUUGAUGACGACCCUACACAUGAUCCUACCAGAGCAAAGCUAAGAGAGCAAAUUUUGAAGCAACUAUCAGUUGACUCUGGGAGUUCGGACGGCCGGAGGAGAAAGACUGGGUUUUGGAGGGGAACUUCAGAUCCUAAUGGAGGUCCAGUCUACCAGCUAGUUUCAGUUCCAUUAAGCAAUGACAUCGCUUCUAUCUUUGAACUUGAGCCAACCACUUUUAUCCGGGGUGACUCCAUGGUCCCCCAGAAUUCAUACGUCAGACUGCGACAUCUGUGUACAUCUACCUGGGUCCAUUCUACCUCCAUACCUAUUGACAAAGAGGAGGAUAAACCUGUCAUGUCAAAGGUUGGCUGUGCCCCCAUCAAAGAAGACAAGGAGGCCUUCUCAUUAGUCCCAGUUCAUGCCAAAGAAGUGAGAGAUCUAGAUUUUGCCAAUGAUGCCAGUGAAGUCUUGGCCAAACAUGCUAAGAAGUUAGAAAAAGGAAGUAUCACACAGACUGAGAGAAGAUCACUAAUGCAGUUGCUCUUAGAUCUUGUAUAUUUUACUGGUGAGAAGGAGCAUGAACAAAACAAGAGUGAACCAUUAGCACUAGCUCUGGAGAUCUCCAAUCCCAACAGAGACCGACAGAAACUCCUAAGAGAACAGAGUAUCUUAAAGCAGAUAUUUAAGAUUCUUCAAGCACCUUUCACGGAGACUCAGGGAGGAGAUGGUCCUCUUCUCCGGAUUGAUGAGCUCAAUGACCCUCGACACUCUGCUUACAAAAGUAUUUUUCGUCUUUGUUAUAGACUUCUGAGACUUGCUCAACAAGGUUACAGGAAGAACCAGGAACACAUUGCUCAACACUUUGGAUUUAUGCAAAAGCAAAUUGGUAUUGAUAUUUUGGCUGAAGAAACUAUCACGGCUCUGCUUCACAAUAACCGGAAGCUACUGGAGAUCCACAUCACAGCCACUGAAAUUGAAACAUUUGUAGGACUUGUUCGGAAAAACAUGCACAAAUGGGACUGGAGAUUCCUGGAUUAUCUUAAGGUUUUAUGUAUAUCCAACAACCAAGCCAUCCCCCGCACACAAGAAUUGAUCUGCAAGAGUGUCUUCAGUGACAAAAACAAAGACAUCCUGAUUGAGACCAGAUUGGUUGAAGAGGACGUCGAAGUAGAAGUUGAUAUUGAAGGAUCUGGUCCAGUGUUGGCCAUUGAACGAGAAGAAGAAGUGGUUUUGACGUGGAAUAAUGGCGAGUGCUCAAAAUCAAUUGUUGAACUUGCAAGUCGUGCUGAGAACCUGAGUGACUCUGAUGGUGGUGAAGACCGCCUUAUCUUAGAUUACUACAGACACAUGCUUGAUCUCUUCUCAAACAUGUGCCUUGACCGACAAUAUCUGGCAAUAAGACCCCUUGCACCGCUACUCAAGAUCAAUCUGAUGCUGAAGUGCAUGGAAGAAGAUACUCUCGCGUAUGACUUACGUGCCGCCUUCUGCCGCUUAAUGCUGCACAUGCACGUUGACUGUGAACCCCAAGAAAUGGUUACACCUGUCAAGUAUGCAAGAUUGUGGUCGGAAAUCCAACCACAAAUGUCCAUUUCAGACUAUGAUAAACAUGCAGCAAUGCACAGUACAGAAGCUGCUGCAACCACAUUCAAGGAUGUGAUUGUUUUUGUAGAACAGUAUCUGUGUAAUGUGGUGGACAAGAUGUGGAGCUUCUCAGACUGUGAACAGAAUAAACUCACCUUUGAGGUUGUGAAGCUGGCACGCUAUCUCAUCUACUUUGGGUUUUACAGCUUCAAUGAUCUCCUGCGGCUGACCAAGACAUUGCUUUCCAUCCUUGACUACUCCUUUGAUACAGACUCAAAAUACUUUCCCAACAGCAUCCCUCAAGGAACACUGAGUGAGGAUACUUGUAAGGAUGAUGAACCUAAGCUUGACCAGCUAAGUACAGCUUCUGUCUCAGACAUAUCAUCUACUUCUAAUGUUAGCAGUAGUGAAGCUGUCAUUGCACCUCACAUUGUUGAAGUUGCUGCUCAUGAGGGUUCUAGUGGUGCUAGUGAUGAGACCUCUAGUACAGUAACUAUGGCUGCUAGCGUUACAACAAUUUGUUCAAAAGUUCAAGUCCUUAGUACAGAUGGUGUUAAUUCUAGUAGUAAGGAGGAAACUUCUCGCCCAAAGUCAAAGACCCCGAGCCCAAAAGCCUCUCCCAAAAAGUCACCCAGUAGAAAGGUGUCGGACACAAAAGAAGGGACCACACGGAUGGGGCCGAGGCUGGGCGGAGGAACGAGCCCCAAGAAGAAAGUGGGAGUGACGGAGAAGGAGGACACGCUCGUCAUGGACACAAAACUAAAGAUAAUCGAGAUAUUGGAGUUCAUCCUCAAUGUACGUCUGGACUACCGCAUCAGCUGUCUACUCUCCAUUUUCAAGAAGGAGUCUGAUGAAAAUCCAAGUUCCCUUACUGGUGAAGGAAUAUCACAAGGAUUAAAGAAUAAAAAUCUGGAAAACAUCUGGGCUCAGGCUCAAAGUAUUUUUGAUGAAACGGAGGAAAACUCUAACCUUGAUUUAGACGGCGAGGGUGGAAAGAAGUUUCUCCGUGUGCUGCUGCAUUUGACCAUGCACGAGUAUCCUCCUCUGGUGUCACGUUCUCUGCAGCUGCUCUUCAGACACUUCUCACAGAGGCAGGAAGUACUCCAAAACUUCAAACAGGUGCAGCUUUUGGUGCAAGAUGGGGAUGUGGAGUCGUACAAACAGAUAAAAGAAGAUUUGGAUGACCUACGCAAUCUAGUAGAGAAGUCAGAAUUAUGGGUCUACAAGUCGAGAAGUGUGGAUGAGGACGGUGGUGGCGGUGGAAGUAAAAAGAAGAAGAAGAAGGCAAAAGAUGAUGAUGACGAUGAUGGUGAGAGUAAACCUAAAAAACAUCACAAACCGAUGCUCUCGGCUCAAGACAAACAGGAGUCGGCCAUUGACUUGGGUCUUGGCCCUCCACUGGAACCUGAGCAACAAGAUAACUACAAGAGGAUCCAACAGAUUCUUUUACGAAUGAAUAAACUGUGUGUAACGCAGUCUAGUCACGGCAACCUGACACCGAAGAGAAAUGAACAGCGUCUUUUAAGAAAUAUGGGCAUCCACUCUGUUGUCUUAGAGUUGUUGCAGAUUCCUUAUGAUAAAAAAGAAGAUAAACGUAUGAAUGAACUGAUUGAGUUAGCACAUCAGUUCCUUCAGAACUUUUGCCUUGGAGAUCGGCCCAAUCAAGCUCUUCUAUACAAGAGUAUUGAUCUCUUCCUGAAUCCUGGGCUUUUGGAAGCCAAGACAGUUUGUGCUGUGUUCAAGGACAACUCUCACCUGUGUAAUGAAGUAUCAGAACGUGUCAUACAGCAUUUCAUCCACUGCAUUGAAACUCAUGGCCGACAUGUUCAGUAUCUCAAAUUCCUCCAGACUAUUGUCAAAGCUGAAGGACAGUUCCUUCGCCGAAGUCAAGAUAUGGUUAUGCAGGAGGUGAGUGCUGGUGAAGACGUUUUAGUGUUCUACAAUGAGAGAGCUUCAUUCAACAUGUUCAUUGAAAUGAUGAAAGCUGACCGCAACAGAAUGGACUAUGAUGAAUGCAGUCCGCUCAGGUACCACAUAGAGCUGGUGAAACUGUUGGCCUGCUGUACUGAGGGAAAGAAUGCUUCUACAGAGAUCAAAUGUCACAGUCUGUUACCUUUGGAUGACAUUGUGGCUAUGGUAGAGCACGCGGAUUGUAUCCCGGAGGUUAAAGAGGCUUACAUCAACUUCCUCAACCAUUGCUACAUCGAUACUGAGGUUGAAAUGAAGGAAAUCUACAACUCGCAUCAUAUUUGGAGCUUAUUUGAAAAGUCUUUCCUGGUAGACAUGGGUAGAGUAGCCACAGCUCCUCCUGACCGCAGACAUGCUGACAAAGCACUGGAGAACUACGUGAUCAACUCACUCAUGACCAUCAUCACAACCUUCUUCAACAGUCCAUUCUCAGAUCAAAGUCAAACUAUCCAGAAAUACCUGGACGAGGCUCGCGACUUCUGGGGACAGCCUUAUGUUCAACAGUACAAUUCAGAAACGCGGCAGCCAGUGUUCGUGCAGCUUCUCCAUGCUGUGUACAGGGUGAGCCAGGCCGUCAUGGGACAUCAGAGAGUCAACGUAGAGAACUGCAUAAAAACACUCACAGAAGUUGCUCGUAAACACAAUAUUUCCAUCCCAGUCGAUCUUGAGGCACAGGUAGUGAGCAUGUCACAACGUACCACUAGUAUCAUGACACGUACAGCCUCAAAGUGGAGCAACCGAACCACGAGACGCGAUGCCUCCUCCACCUCACUUUGCAAUGACUUAAUGUACGAAGAAGAUGAUGGAGAUCAGCUGUCUGGAAGAAUGGACCACCUCGUCAUCGAACAAGACUUCAACUCUGUUGUAUCAGUUUUAGAGGCAGAGCUUCGACCACUAGUUUCAGCUGAACUCUCUGUUUUGGUGGACAUACUCUAUCAGCCACACAAACUGUUCAGACCAGAUAGUGAAGCAAGCAUCAAGUGUAAAAAUGGUGGCUUUAUUUCCAGGUUAAUUCGGCACUGUGAAAAGUUACUUGAAGAAAAGGAUGAAAAGUUAUGCAUUCAGGUUCUGAAGACUUUGAAAGACAUGAUAACUGAUUCAGAAUAUGGAGAAAAGGGGGAGUCAAGUUUUGAAAAAGAAGAACUCGAAAUGGGAGAUGCUCUCCGAAACCUGCUCCUGGCACGGUACUUUGACCAUUACCCUUGGUCGAAGAAGGACGCUGCAGAAUUCAGGGCCAAACAAACACAGAAUGUUGGACCGGGAGAUGUAGUGCAGCGACGAUCAGGAAAAUCUCUGGCUGAGGUACAGUGUGAUCUAGCCAAGAAGGGAGCAGCAGUUUUAGUAGUGGACCUUGUGAUGAAAAGCCAGAAUCGUCAUCAGAUUUUUGUGGAGGCGGUGGAAUUGGGCAUUGCUCUGUUAGAGGCUGGUAACAGGGAAAUACAAGACAUGCUCUAUACUAAACUACGAGAGUGCGAUAAAUGUCAAAAUUUCUUUAAGGUGUUUGAUAACAAAAUGGAGGAAGCCCAGCAGGAGAUACGAAACACAGUCACAGUCAACACCUCAGACUUGAGUGCUAAGACUAGUGAUGAGAAAGAUGGACAAAAGGAAGGAGACAAGUUGAACAGGAAAAAAGGAGGACACAGACCCAAUGGAUUAGUAAUGACUGAUGAGAUUCGAGAAGAGUUAUCUGUUGCCGCAUCUGUUACUUCACAGGCGUACACAAAUAUUAAAGCUGGGAACACAGGGGACGACAACAGCUCCUGUCUCGGCCUUCACACCAUGGAAGAGGUGGGGGAGAACUUUGGCGGUCGGGGCAACAAGGAGUCCAUUGCGGAUAAUCCUAAACUUUCCCCUAAGAUUGCUGUGAUGCAACCUGUGCUGCGUUUCUUGCAGCUGCUGUGUGAAAACCAUAACUUGUUUCUCCAGAAUUUCUUACGGGUUCAAAAGAGUAAAACAACUUACAAUGUAAUUAGCAAAACUCUUAUGUUUCUGGACUGUAUAUGUGGGUCAACAACUGGUGGGUUGGGGCUCCUUGGCCUCUACAUCAAUGAACACAAUGUCUCUCUCAUCAAUCAGACAUUAGAGACACUCACUGAAUAUUGCCAGGGGCCUUGUCAUGAAAAUCAGAAUUGUAUAGCAACUCACGAGUCCAAUGGGUUACACAUCAUAACAGCACUCAUCUUGAGCGAUAUCAACCCACUGGCAAAAACUCGCAUGGACCUCGUCUUAGAGUUGAAGAACAAUGCUUCAAAAUUACUAUUAGCAAUAAUGGAAUCUCGAGCAGACUCAGAAAAUGCAGAACGUAUUCUUCAGAGCAUGCAUAUUGAUCAACUGAAAUCCACCCUCACUCUUGUCUAUGGUCUUUAUCUUGAUCAGCAGCAUCAUGCUAAGAUGAACAAAGAAAUAAAUGAAGAAGAAAAGCUGGAUGUGGUUUGUAACUUGUACCACCAGGAGAGCAUGGAUGAUGAUGAGUUCUUCGAGGAGGGCUCAUCUGAGAGUGACGAUGGAGUCUCACCAAAAGAAGUUGGCCACAACAUCUAUAUAUUGUGUCACCAGCUGGCUAAGCAUCACAAGGGCCUGGAGGAGUUGCUGUCCAAAAGUGGCAAUGAGAAGCUUAGUAAAGCUCUUACCCAUUACCGGGAGAACACUGCCCAGAUUGAGAUUGUUCGUCACGACCGCACAAUGGAGCAGAUCGUUUUCCCCAUCCCAGAAAUCUGCAAUUAUCUCACCAGAGAAACUCAACAGCGCGUCUACCAAACUGCUGAACGGGAUGAACAGGGAACUAAAGUCACAGAUUUUUUUGAAAGGUGUAAUGAUAUGUUCAUAGAAAUGCAGUGGCAAAAGAAAUUAAAAAGUCAGGCGGUGCUGUCAACAAUAAGCAACUAUAUGUCGCUGUGGGGCAGAUUACUCUUCUUGUUGGCGCUAGUUAAUAACCUCAUCGUUGCUUUAUUCUAUCCCUUAGAUAAUCCUUUACCAAAUGUUAAUGGUCAUGUGAAUGGCCUGCUGUGGGUGGUUCUUCUGAUAUCUCUUGCCAUUGUUAUAAGCUUCCAACGGCACAUCUUCAUGUAUCUCCUGGGGGUUAUAUCUAUAGUUCGCCUCAUAUUUUCAUUAGGGCCAGAACCUACACUCUGGUUUCUGGGGAGUGCAAAUGUGUUAAUAAAAGGCAUACAUCUGGUGAGCCUGAUGGGGAACAAAGGAACAUUUGCCAAGAGAUUAGAACAACAGGUGACAGAUUGUGAGCUACUCUACCAUGUCAUCUAUCUUAUCUUCUGUGUGUUUGGUCUCUCCGUUCACCCCUUCUGCUACUCAGUACUAUUGUUUGAUGUGGUAUACAGAGAGGAGACACUGUUGAAUGUGAUGAGGUCGGUAACACGCAACGGCUGGUCAAUUGUGUUGACAGCAGCUCUUGCCCUCAUACUGGUCUAUAUGUUUUCCAUCAUUGGGUACAUGUUCUUCAGGGAGGAUUUCAUUAUGGAUGUUACGAACAAGGACAUCAAUUGGGAAAAUGUUGAAGUGGUUUUUAAGGAGCUGCUACACAAUUUAACCCCAGGACAAACAGAACCUGAUACCUGUGAAAUAGGGGCAGAUUGCUCACAAAAGGACGUUACUACGAGUCAUCAGGAUUUUUUCGAGAAUGUAAAAGAAAUAGUAAGUAAAGAAGUUGAAGACACAACGGAGGAAGCCUGCUCAACUCUGCUCAUGUGUAUAGUGACCACUCUCAACCAUGGACUCCGGAGUGGGGGGGGCAUUGGAGACAUCCUACGGCACCUAUCAAAUAAGGAAAACUUGUUUGCUGCACGUGUCAUCUACGAUCUCCUCUUCUUCUUCGUUGUCAUCAUCAUUGUGCUCAACCUCAUCUUUGGUGUCAUCAUUGACACUUUUGCUGACCUCAGAAGUGAAAAACAAAAUUCAGAAGAGAUACUAAAAAAUUCUUGCUUCAUAUGUGGAUUAACACGCUCAAGCUUUGACAACAAGGAUGUCAACUUUGAGGAUCACAUUAAACGUGAGCACAACAUGUGGCAUUACCUCUACUUUUAUGUCCAGGUCAACGUGAAGGAUCCUACAGAAUUCACUGGACCUGAGAGUUAUGUCUACACUUUGGUGAAGGAUAAAGACUUAAAUUGGUUCCCCCGUAUGAGAGCAAUGUCAUUGAGCAUUGGAGAAACAGAAGGAGAAUUGAAUGAGGUGCGGUGCCUUAAUGCUAAACUGGACCGUACACAAGCUCUUAUUGACAGCCUGGUUUUACAGCUAUCAGAACUAAAGGAUGAGAUGACAAAACAGCAGAAGUAUCGUAACCGUCGGGGGAUCCUCAGUACUGCGAGUAACUAUAACUGCCAUCAGUACGGUCCAGCUGGUGCAGGUGUGGAGCAGCAGUACCCAUAAUUAACUUAAAAAAUAAAUAUAAAUAGGGAUUUAUUUCUUGAAAUUUGGGGAAAACUGUAAUAAACUUAUCUCUCUAUGUAAAUGUCUUCCAGGAAAUUUUGAAUAGCAAUAUUCGGUUUCUUGUUUAUUUUCAAAAAAAAUUUAUUCCAUCAUUUUGCUCUACAACCAUAAACUCAAGUUAUUAUGAAGUAUUAAGUCUCUUAAUGGUAUUUCACAUAGGAUGUAACAGUGUUUUCCCCAGGACUUGAAAUGAAGCUUUAAGAGAGUCAAUUAUGCAGAUGUGAUAAUUUCAUAUAUUCUAGCACAGUUUAAUGCACAUUUGGCAGUAUUCAUACACUAUAAGAAUAAAAUUUGUAUCCAAACAGUAAACUGCAAAAACUAAUGAUUAGGGAGGGAACUUGUAUCUGUGCAUAAUGAUUAACGUUGUUGAAUGUGCCUCUGGCUGGACUAUGAUGCAGAAUUAUGAGGCUCCAAAGGCCUGAGGAAAAUACUGAACAUGUUAAGAAGUGUAAAUGAUAGAGUGAAUAUAUGUGCAAAGUAAUUAUAUUGUUUAAUGCAGGUAAGUACACACAUUAUACAUCAUUUUUUUUGUAUUGGAGCAACCUUUGAUUCACCCUUACAGUUUAUUAUUUAUACAGUUGUUGUACCUUUGUUUCAUGAAAGUACAUACUUGUACAUUUACCUACACACCUGCAUAUACACACAGAUUCAAAUGUUUAUAGAAUGUUUUACAUGCUUGCCGUUGAAGAAAAGAUUUUAUCAUAUUAGAUGUGUACAGUUAAAAUUUCUAGUCUUCAUUUCAUUCCAUGAAAUUUUGCAGAAUACUCUCAUUGUUUAAUUAAUUGUAGUUAUGGAUGUUGUUUUCUAUGAAGGCCAAUAAUAUUUAGUGUUGUCUGAUAAUGAUUCAUAUGAACAGGUAAAAUUUUGUGAACACUGAAUGAAUAAUGUUGUAGGCCAGUUUGUUGCGGCCUACGUGUCGACACUUUUCAUGGCUUAUCAUACAAGUACCAUCACAUUUUGUUAAUGUUAUUAGUAUUUAUAGUGUAUAUUCUAUAGCUGUGGAGUUCUUUUGGAUGUUGUGUAGUAAUUUUAUUGGUAAGUUUUUGUAUCGUAGUUCUAGAAUAUAAGAAAAGUUGCAUCCACAUUAGUUUUCAUUGUGAUCAUCUUUGUUGAUUUGUCUAUAGGCUUAAAGCUCCUCAUUUGUAUUGUAGCUCACAUUAAAUCCCCUCGAACAUUCCAUUUUCUAUGCAUUCCUCUGCAUCUUGUUUCUAAAAUAUUUUUUUUAAACUAGGCUGCUUCAUUCAAUUUAUUUGUAAAUAUCUUCAAUUUUGUCAUACAAGACCUAAAAUUACUACUACUAUGUGUUUUAACCUUCAUCAAAUGAUUUUUCAAUGCAUGUAAAACACUCCUGAAAGCUAUUAUGAAUUACACAUUCCCUUGUUGUUCAUCCAAUCUAAAGUUGUGUUGUACUCUGAAUGACUUCUCUCAUUAAUCAGUGUUAGUCUGGCUCUUAUUGCUCAUUGGCUCUUUUAUCCUUCAUUGUUUACAUAGUGACUUUAUUUAAUUUAUAAAAAAAUUGUAAUGUUUUCUUAAAAAAUUAUCUAAAAAAAAUCAGUUUUUAAUUUUUAACAUUUGACAGUUUUACAUAUCUUGCAUUAUAUAAUACUUUAGUAAUUUAUUCAUGGUAAUUUGUUCCUUUGUCUUUUAGGAAGUUUCUGUUUAAAUCUGCCACCUUGAUGUCACUAUGAUGUAGACGUAUCUUCCUCAAGAGCCAUAAUUUCUAAUAUCUUAGUGGUCUUCAAGCAUUGGACGUUGAUAAAGAAAAUUGUAGAGACAAAUUAUUGAGUGCACAUGAAUAUAUUCCUUAUCUCUUUUAGAAGCAUUUUGAACUGUUUUAACAAUUAAAUUGUGUAAUUUACCUGUGUGUGUGUUAGUUACUGUGUAGAUCUAGAGAAUGUGUGUAUAUAGUAUUUAUGUUAACAUUUUCAUAAUAUAAUCUAUCUUCUCUUGAGGUACAUUGUUCUUGUUUACUGUACAAUCCAACUGUUUCACGUUACUAAAUAUUAUUUUAAAUUUCCGUUUUCCGAAUAUUGGUGUGUUCAGUCAUGAAAAGGGUACAUCAUGUUCUUGAAAUUUCUCCACUACUAAUUUUUUUAUUUACAAAUCAGAAAACCAGUUAAAGUUUACUUAUCUGCCUUAGUAGUGGAGGCAAUACAGUACAGUAUAUGUAUUCUGAUAUAACCUUCCCACGCCUGUGAUAGUUACAAGUGAUGGCUCUCUGGUUGUCAUGGCCAAAGGAUAGCAAGAUCCAGAAAGCUUCUCUUGUAGAGUAGAUUCUUAGUCCAUGAUAUUUCUACCCAUGAUUUGUUCAGUACUGAAUAUAAAACCAGUGGGUAAAAGGCCUAGCAUUGAAAAAACAAAAACAAAAAAAUGUUAAGUCUUUUAUAAAAUAUAUACGGUAUAUUAGGUAGACUCUACAAGUGAUUUGGUUAUAAAAUUAUAAGACAUGUAAGAAAAAAUGUAACCGCCUAAACCCAUGUGUAUUACGAGAUAUUCUUUUUGUUGGGUAACAGGUCAUCCAACUCUUGGUUAAAGGUUACCUAUUAAAAAGGUAUUCUAGUUAUAAGAAGGUUUAAAAUUCUCGUGUCAAAGAGAACUCGGCACAUACAGGAUGCAAAUGUUAUGAGAUAGCUCCUUCCUUGGGUUACAAAUCAAGAUAGGGGUAAAUUAUAUUAUACUCUGUCCCAGUCAUUUUAUAAUUGUUAAUUAGGUUACACAAAAUAGAAUUUUUCUUAACCCUUAAGCCCCGGGUUAGGGUGCUGGUGGCAGUUCCCCCCCACGCGGGGGUAAAUUGAGAAAAAUCAACGUUUCAAAAUUUUUUUUAACCUUUUAAAAUGAUAAAACAAUAAAGACUAAGCACGAACAACUAUAUAUUGACCCUCGAGAAACUUUCGUGACUUCGCAGAGGGAGGAGGGGGAGACAAGUAGACAGUGCUGGUUUGACAGCUGACGCUUGUGGUCCCUACGCACUUUACAGCUAUUUUUAGCUCGCCUUUGUGUCCGAGGUGGCCAAUAAUGUAUGUAUUUAUUGAUCGUAAUACUUAAUUGUUUUAAAUAAUUCAUUUAGAAUAUUUUAUUUGCAUAAUUUAUCAAAAAAGUGCUUGGCAACAAUCACCAGUUAGGCGCCAGUCUGCCUGGCUGUCUUUGUGUUUGGUAGAGCAAUUAAUGCAUAAAAUAAUAAUAAUUUCACAAAUAAAUACAUUUAUAACAUAAUCAUAGCAUUGUUUUACGGUAAUACUAAACUACAAUACAACUACACUACUUUUAGCAAUAUUACUUUCAUACAUCCUGAUAAAAUGGACAAACAAUGAAAAUGAAACAAACAAAAGUAGGUAUUUAUGUUCAGGAAGCUUCCCUGUGGCUGAGCAUUUGGUGUGAAGGACAAAUAGUCACACUGGAACCUGAUAACCCGCGCUGGGCGUUUAAACAGUGGCGGGAAUAGGCGCACGAUCUGGAACGUCACCCGGGGCGCGCUGGACAAACAUUCUGGAACGUCACCUGGGGCCUAAGGGUUAAAUGAAAGUUCAUUUGUAAAAAUUAUCACAUUUCUUGCCAAGAUAAAGCGCUGAAUCUUGUCUUUAUUCCUUGAAGAAUAAACAAGUAAUUAUAGUUUAAUUGCAUGCUUACUAUAAAAAUAUUACAGCAAAUAAUUAAACAAUGUAUUAAGUGUCAUGUCUAUGUUUUAUUAUAAAUUUUUGAAAUAUAAAGUACUACAUAUCAGUAUUUGUGUAGAUAAUCAAGUUUAUCACCACCAUAGAAAUAAUUUAGAGAAAUUUUGUGUACAAAAGUUUGUUGGCUUAUAUCACUAACAUGUUAGUAAUUUAUGAAGGCUAUGUACUCCAGUAGAUAUCUGGUUUAUGUAUCAUUUUACUUUAUUUGAUACUUACAUGAAGUACUACAGUACCUCAUGUUCAUUUAGACUUUUGUAAACUAACACAGUAUGGCGUUGUAGUGUACUCUGACCCAGAUAUGGUCGUAGACUUCUCUGUAAAGGUUCUUUAUUAACCUUGAAUGUGUUCAAACAAGUUGGCUUCAUUAAGAUACCCUCUUUAUCUUUAAUACAUUGUUUUACUUGUUGAUGUUUAUGAUAAAUUUCUUAAAGUUUAUAAGUUGAUUUUUUAAGUCAGUGUUGUGCUGUGCUAUGUGUAUUCUUUCACCAACAAUAGUUUUGCUGAGUUGGUUUCCUACUAAUGAAUAUUUGACACCCAGAAUAGGUGUUUUAGAAUUAUAACUGCAGAUAAUGGAUAAGUAGCAAUAACAUCAGUAACUGUUAGGGCAUUUAUGUUUUAAUGAUUAAUUAUCAGUUCUCAUUCUUAUAAUACUGUACUACUUUGUGUAUAGUCUUCUGUCUAACUUCAAAAAGUUAUGAAAAUAAAAUCUCAAAGCAGCAUAUUUAA